AUGGUGGAGCUGGUAACCCUCACAACAUGGUGUUCUCAAGGAAACUUGCAGGAUAUCGAGGAAUUCUUUACCAAAGAACUCCCAGAAGUCUUAAAAGAUGGACAGAUUCAACUUCAUACUGCUGAUUCAGGCACACGGCAAACUAUCUCUUUCAACCAUUUCCUUACUCGUUUGCUGAACACCGCCUCAGAGGCUGGACGCGUUGAGGUGUUCGAGUAUCUGUGGGAUGGCUUUAUGAAGCAGCAAAAUGUUCAGGUUCCAUGGGAGACAGUGAAAUCAGCAGCUCGACAGGGCUCUUUGCGUCUAGCAGAAGCAAUUCGUCAACGUGAACCGGGAUUUUCCGCCAGAGAAGAACCCAAGGGCCCCCGAGGCAGUCGGCUAGGUAAUACGCAGGUUAAAGUGGCACUUCUGCAUGGGAAUCUUCAUUACAUUGAUUAUCUGCUUGGUCUCGGGGCAGACAUCAAUGAAAACUUUCCCGAGCAAAGCCCUAUCAGAGCAACAGUCCGCGCUGAUAUUGAUGAUGACAUUGCUAUGCAGCGCAUUUGCUUUCUAGUGGAAAGGGGAGCCUUGGUCAAGGGCUCUGGGGCUUUGAGAGAAUCGGCUCGCACGGGUAGAUUUGACGCGGUCCAGUUCCUGCACAAGCAUGGAGCAGACAUUGAUGACAUCGGUGAUGAGUCGACAAACUUAAACUCUUCACGGCAAUCGGCUCUGAUUAUAGCUGCGACGGGUGGAAAUGAGCAGAUUACUCGCUAUCUCCUUCAACAUGGAGCAAGUAUCAAUUACCAAGAUCAGUCGGGUCAGACUGCUCAAUUGGCCGCGGAGAGAAAUGGCCAUCUUAAGCUUGCGGAGAUUAUUGCGUCGAAUGAUUCGAAAGAAAGCACUUAA
Molecule: messenger RNA, 885 nt
Organism: Penicillium brasilianum
Lineage: Eukaryota; Fungi; Ascomycota; Eurotiomycetes; Eurotiales; Aspergillaceae
Source: the annotation of a GenBank genome assembly